AUGGCAACCGUACCUGAACCCAUUAAUGAAGUGAUGGCUUACUACAGUGAUGAGAAUGAGCUGUUAUUUGAGGCUGAUGGCCCCAAACAGAUGAAGAGCUGCACCCAACACCUGGACCUCGGCUCCAUGGGAGAUGGAAACAUCCAGCUGCAGAUUUCUCACCAGCUCUACAACAAAAGCUUCAGGCAGGUGGUGUCGGUCAUCGUGGCCAUGGAGAAGCUGAGGAGCCGUGCCUACGAACAUGUCUUCCGUGAUGAUGACCUGAGGAGCAUCCUUUCAUUCAUCUUCGAAGAAGAGCCUGUCAUCUUCGAAACAUCCUCCGAUGAGCUUCUGUGUGACGCAGCCGUGCAGUCAGUAAAAUGCAAACUCCAGGACAGAGAGCAAAAAUCCCUGGUGCUGGAUAGCCCAUGUGUGCUGAAGGCUCUUCACCUCCUCUCACAGGAAAUGAGCCGAGAAGUGGUGUUCUGCAUGAGCUUCGUACAAGGAGAGGAAAGAGACAACAAGAUUCCUGUGGCCUUGGGUAUCAGGGACAAGAAUCUAUACCUGUCUUGUGUGAAAAAAGGUGAUACACCGACCCUGCAGCUGGAGGAAGUAGACCCCAAAGUCUACCCCAAGAGGAAUAUGGAAAAGCGAUUCGUCUUCUACAAGACAGAAAUCAAGAACACAGUUGAAUUUGAGUCUGUCCUGUACCCUAACUGGUACAUCAGCACUUCUCAAAUCGAAGAAAAGCCCGUCUUCCUGGGACAUUUUAGAGGUGGCCAGGAUAUAACUGACUUCAGAAUGGAAACCCUCUCUCCCUAA
This is a messenger RNA of Budorcas taxicolor (takin), 801 nucleotides long. RefSeq names its product interleukin 1 beta (gene IL1B). Gene Ontology annotation, molecular function: interleukin-1 receptor binding; cytokine activity. The record is from RefSeq and is a predicted model, not a curated record. The transcript has 6 exons. Lineage: Eukaryota; Metazoa; Chordata; Mammalia; Artiodactyla; Bovidae. The coding region runs from base 1 to 801 and encodes 266 amino acids. Gene Ontology annotation, biological process: positive regulation of immature T cell proliferation in thymus; cytokine-mediated signaling pathway; regulation of nitric-oxide synthase activity.